This is a messenger RNA of Poecilia reticulata (guppy), 2193 nucleotides long. NCBI's taxonomy places the organism in Eukaryota, Metazoa, Chordata, Actinopteri, Cyprinodontiformes, Poeciliidae. The record is from RefSeq and is a predicted model, not a curated record.
AGUAAAUAUUGCUGGAUGAAUAUUUCCGGCCUUCCUGAUUGUUCCUGGUUCCUCCACAGAAGGGACCAGCAGAGGUCAAAGGUUCCCAGUGGUCCAUUUGCCCAGCAGCAUCAAACACAGCUGGACUCCAUAUUUAUGCUGCUGGAGGAAAACAUUGUCACUUUUGUGAAGAACGAGCUGAAGAAGAUCCAGAAGGUUUUGAGUCCAGAUUACCCAGAAUGCUCAGAGAGUCAGAGAGAGGAUAAUGAGGUGUUGAGAGGUGAUGAUGAAGUGCGGAGGAGGAGCAGCAGAGAGGCAGUGAUGAAGAUCACACUGAACUUCCUGAGGAGGAUGAAGCAGGAGGAGCUGGCUGACCGUCUGCAGAGCAAACAUUUUGGUCCAGUUUGUCAACAACAACUUAAAUCUGGUCUGAAGAAGAAGUUCCAGUCUGUGUUUGAGGGGAUUGCUAAAGCAGGAAGUCCAACCCUUCUGAACCAGAUCUACACAGAGCUCUACAUCACAGAGGGAGGGACUGGAGAGGUCAAUAAUGAACAUGAGGUCAGACAGCUUGAAACAGCAUCCCGGAAACCACACAGAUCAGAAACAACAAUCAGACAAGAAGACAUCUUUAAAGUCACACAUGGAAGAGAUCAACCAAUCAGAACAGUGAUGACAAAGGGAGUGGCUGGCAUUGGGAAAACAGUCUUAACACAGAAGUUCACWCUGGACUGGGCUGAAGACAAAGCCCACCAGAACAUCCACUUCAUAUUUCCAUUCACCUUCAGAGAGCUGAAUGUGCUGAACGAGAAAAAAUUCAGCCUGGUGGAACUUGUUCAUCACUUCUUUACUGAAACCAAAGAAAUCUGCAUUUUUGAAGACUUCCAAGUUCUGUUCAUCUUUGAUGGCCUGGAUGAGAGCAGACAUCCUCUGGACUUCCACAACAAGGAGAGUCUGACUGAUGCUACAGAGUCCAGCUCAGUGGAUGUUCUGCUGAYAAACCUCAUCAGRGGGAAACUGCUUCCCUCUGCUCUCCUCUGGAUAACCACACGACCUGCAGCAGCCAAUCAGAUCCCUCCUCAGUGUGUUGGCAUGGUGACAGAGGUCAGAGGGUUCAAUGACCCCCAGAAGAAGGAGUACUUCAGGAAGAGAUUCASAGAUAAGAAGCAGGCCAGCAGGAUCAUCUCCCACAUGAAGACAUCACGAAGCCUCCAUAUCAUGUGCCACAUCCCAGUCUUCUGCUGGAUCACUGCUACAGUUCUGGAGGAUGUGUUGAAGACCAGAGAGGGAGAAGAGCUGCCCAGAACCCUGACAGAGAUGUACAUCCACUUCCUUGUGGUUCAGACCAAAGUGAUGAAGGUCAAGUAUGAUGGAGGAACUGAAACAGAUCCACACUGGAGUCCAGAGAGCAGGAAGAUGAUUGAGUCUCUGGGAAAACUGGCUUUUGAUCAGCUACAGAAAGGAAACCUGAUCUUCUAUGAAUCAGACCUGACAGAGUGUGGCAUCGAUAUCAGAGCAGCCUCRGUGUACUCAGGAGUGUUCACACAGAUCUUUAGAGAGGAGAGAGGGCUGUACCAGAACAAGGUGUUCUGCUUCAUCCAUCUGAGUGUUCAGGAGUUUCUGGCUGCUUUUCAUGUUCAUCUGACCUUCAUCAACUAUGGUUUCAACCUGAUGGAAGAAACACAAACAUCUAAGAAAUCUUCAUUAUCUAAUAAACAUGAACCAAAGUCUCUCCAUCAGAGAGCUGUUGACCAGACCUUACAGAGCCCAAAUGGACACCUGGACUUGUUCCUCCGUUUCCUCCUGGGACUUUCACUGCAGACCAAUCAGAGACUCCUACAAGGUCUGAUGACACAGACAGGAAGUAGCUCACARACCAAUCAGGAAACAGUUGAGUACAUCAAGGAGAAGAUCAGUGAGAAUGUGUCUGCAGAGAAAAGCAUCAAUCUGUUUCACUGUCUAAAUGAACUGAAUGAUCGUUCUCUAGUGGAGGAGAUCCAACAGUCUCUUAGUUCAGGAAGUCUCUCCACAGAUAAACUGUCUCCUGCUCAGUGGUCAGCUCUGGUCUUCAUCUUAGUGUCAUCAGGAAAAGAUCUGGAUGUGUUUGACCUGAAGAAAUACUCUGCUUCAGAGGAGGCUCUUCUGAGGCUGCUGCCAGUGGUUAAAGCCUCCAGCAAAGCUCUACUGAGUUACUGUAACCUCUCAGAGAGAAGCUGU